This is a messenger RNA of Xyrichtys novacula (pearly razorfish), 1002 nucleotides long. The record is from the annotation of a GenBank genome assembly. NCBI's taxonomy places the organism in Eukaryota, Metazoa, Chordata, Actinopteri, Labriformes, Labridae.
AUGGAUUAUAAUGACAUCCCGCAGCUCUGUGUCAAAGAAUCCAACCGCAAGUUUCGCAGCUGGUUCGUGCCGACCUUCUACUCAAUCAUCUGCUUUCUGGGGCUGGUUGGAAACCUCCUGGUCAUCCUCACCUUCCUCUACUUCAAGCGUCUCAAGACCAUGACUGAUGUGUACCUGCUCAACCUGUCAAUCGCAGACCUCGUCUUUGCUCUGUCCCUCCCCUUUUGGGCAGCUAACUCCAUUGCAAAAUGGGAGCUGGGCAUAGGGGUGUGCAAGCUGAUGAACACCGUUUACAAAGUCAGCUUCUAUAGCAGCAUGUUCCUGUUGUCAUUCAUCAGUGUUGACCGCUACUUCGCGAUCUCCAAGGCAGUCUCCGCUCAUCGUCACCGCUCCAGCGCAAUAUUUUUCAGCAAGGUGUCAUCAGUGGUCAUCUGGGUAAUGGCACUGAUCUUCUCAAUACCAGAAAUGACCUUCACCAACGUCAAUAACAACACCUGCACCCCCUACUCCAGCAAUUAUGACCGACUCCGUGUCAGCCUCCAGGCCAGCCAGAUUAUUCUGGCUUUCCUGCUCCCUCUCCUGGUCAUGAGUUUCUGUUACAGCAGUAUUGCUCACACCCUCUGCCAGGCUCGUAACUUUGAGCGAAACAAGGCAAUCAAGGUGAUCAUGGCUGUUGUCACUGUCUUCCUGGUUUGCCAGUUGCCUUAUAACCUGCUCUUAUCCUGGAACAUAGUUGAAACAGCAAGAGGAGGAGCCAAAGACUGCGACUACGACAACCGUCUCCUCUAUGCCAUCGAUGUCACCCAGUGUGUGGCCUUCCUGAGGUGCUGCCUGAACCCUUUCGUCUACGCCUUUGUUGGUGUCAAGUUUCGUCAUGACCUCCUGAAGCUGCUGAAGGACUUCGGCUGCAUGAGCCGGGAGAGGUUCUACAGGUACACCUGUGACAGGAGGAGGAGCUCGGGUGCCACAGACACUGAGACCACCACCACCUUUUCACCGUAA